Molecule: messenger RNA, 2478 nt
Organism: Trametes versicolor FP-101664 SS1
Lineage: Eukaryota; Fungi; Basidiomycota; Agaricomycetes; Polyporales; Polyporaceae
Product: glycoside hydrolase
Exons: 14
Coding region: 747-2399 (550 amino acids)
Biological process (GO): glucosylceramide catabolic process
Molecular function (GO): glucosylceramidase activity
Source: RefSeq, a predicted model, not a curated record
CCAUCACGAUGACUGUCUUCCGCUCCCCGUGAGCUGCGCACGCUGCUUUGGCUUCGUGACGCACCUCCGUCAUGCGCCUAGAGCGCCGGGAACGCGCACACGCCCUGCUCUGUGGGCUCGCCGCGGACGUCACUUGAUGACGCUUCUCUGCCCCUUGCCACACGCUGCCGUACGGGCCCGUCUCGUCGCGACGCGAUAGCCCAACUCUCUCUGUCCUCCGUAUCACCCUGCGCGGCCACCCAACCGCCUAUGAUUAGACGGCUUCCUCGCCCGGCUAUUGUCGCUUGACAGGCACGCACGCGCCCUAUUCCGGUCUCGAGAGGCUCGCCUUGAUGCACCCUCCACCCUGCAUUCGGCGUGCGAUGCACGCGCUGGUUCAGCUGGCAUGAUGGUCGCAUGGUUCUGCUCGGUAGGCUGAGCAGAAGCCUGGGCUCUGCCGCGGGGGAUCUGACAGGCCGGGCGCGCGGUGAGUUGCUGUGGGACGCGGACGCGAUGGCAGCCCCGGGCCCUUGUUGCGCGGACGAAAUUGCGUAUGGGGUUCUGUUCUCAGGGCUGCGGCUCGAGGCGUGUGUCGGAGAUGAACGCAGACGGGAGCCUGAGGGGAUAUAUAAUAUUGUGGCACCGCGCCACCCCGGCGCACCGUCCGCCCCACAGCUUCGAAUUCCGACAAACCGCGGUCCCGUUCUGUCCUGGUCGCCGUCGACGCCGUCUGCUGCUCGUCCAUCGACUCUCUCCUCCGCGCUACCAUGAUCAUCCGCCUCUCGGUCCUCACUGGAGUCGCCCUCGCGGCCGCGCCCGCCGUAGGCCAGCAGAUAUACGACAUCUGGGCCACUACCUGGGACCGCGCACAGUCGUUCACAUACAUAAAUCUAUCCCCCAAUCCUAUCAACUUUGGCUCGCCCGGCGCAAUAGGCGCAGCAGACAUUACGGUCAACGACUCGCCCCUCGCGCAGGCCAUGGUCGGCUACGGCGCGACCCUCACUGAUUCCUCCGCGCUCACGCUGAACAACCUAAAGAACCAGAACUCUAACAACUACUGGUCCAUCCUGAACACACUAUUCGACCCGACCGACGGCGCGAACGCCGCGGGGCUCACCUACCUCCGCGUGCCCCUCGGCGCGUCCGACUUCUCCGCGAGCGUGUACAGCUUUGAUGACACGUCGGGGGACACCUCGCUCGCGAAUUUCAAUAUCAACAAGGCACCCUCCUACCUCUUCUCCGUCAUUAACGAUAUCCAGAGCGUCAACCCGUACCUGAAGGUCCACAUCCUGCCGUGGUCGCCACCGGGAUGGAUGAAGGACAGCGGCACGAUGAAUGGAGGGAACUUCAACUCGGCGUUCGUUAGCGUCUACGCCAACUACCUUCUCAAGAGCCUGCAGGGCUUCCAGAGCCACGGUAUCUCCGUGUACGCCAUUGGCAUCCAGAACGAGCCCGAGAACAGCAACCCCACCUACCCCACAUGCAAGAUCAGCGCGAGCCAGGAGGCGCAGAUUGGGUCGGCGCUGCGCACGCUCAUGAACUCGAACGGCUUCUCCGCCGUCCGCAUCAUUGGCUACGACCACAACUGGAGCGACGCUGCGGGGUACCCCGUUCAGCUGAUGGAUGACGCGUCAAGUGCGUUUUCAGGGGUCGCAUUCCACUGCUACGCAGGCAACUUCACGCAGCAAGAUUCGUUCCACAACGCGUUUCCGAGCAAGGAGGUGUACUUUACAGAAUGCACGGGCGAGUAUGGAAGCGAUUGGUGGACUGAUAUCAAAUGGUACAUGGAGAACAUCUUUAUCGGUUCUGUGACACACUCUGCAAAGAGCGCCCUGAUGUGGAACAUCGCGCUCGACGGUAGCGGCAACCCCAAGCUCCCAGGCACGACGAGCUGCGGCACACCUUGUCGCCCGGUGGUGCAAGUUAACAGUGACGGUAGCUUUGUGUAUCACCAGGAAUUCUACGCUAUGGCACAAGCCGGCAAGGCAAUCCUCCCGCGCGACGUCAACGGACCAUUCGGACAGCGCCUGCAUGUCACCAUCGGCGGCUCGAACGCGCAGGGCCUCAUCGCGACUGCGUUCGUCACAGGCCGCGUCAACCCCUCCGACUGGGACCGCUACAGCCUAGUCGUGCUGAACUGGGACGACCGUCCAAACGGCUCAUGGAACCCGACGCCGAUCCAGACGACGAUCGAGUUCCGAGACGCGCAGGCGACGUACACCUUCCCCGUCGGCGUCACAACGCUCUGGUGGUACGCCCCCAGCGCGAGCCUCGACGCCGACGCCACAGAAGACGCGGGGGCGGGACAGCAAGAAGGGAAGCACGCACACGCGAAGCAGGCGAAGGAGCCGUUCACGGCGUGGGUGCACGCGGAUAUCAACGGCGAGCGCCAGCGCCCGAUCGAGCUCGCGUUCCGGUGAGAGGUCGGCUGGCAGUUGUGUAUUGUAUAUAUACCCUGUACACUAGUAUUAGGCAGCGUGUGAUGGAUGGUUUGGAACG